Messenger RNA from Arabidopsis arenosa, 1619 nucleotides. Lineage: Eukaryota; Viridiplantae; Streptophyta; Magnoliopsida; Brassicales; Brassicaceae. The record is from the annotation of a GenBank genome assembly.
UUUUGUUAAUGAAUAUUUAGCCACUACACUAGUUAUAUCAAGUAUCUAUGUGAAUUUGUAUACCAUCUUUAUCUGUAUUAACUUUUCAAAUCGUAUACGUUUCUCUUUUUGAAAUACAGUGGAAAUAUGAGAAGACCUAGUCAAAUGAUGAGGCUUCUAUUAACAACCUUCUUCGGGGUUAUAGUUGGUUUCCUUAUGGGUAUUACUUUUCCAACCUUGACCUUAACUAAGAUGAAUCUUCCAUCUACAUUGUUUCCAUCGAUUGAUCUUGCAUACAUUGAGGAUAAAUACUCGGACAUAUCCAGACAAAGACUAUUUGGUUCUUGGUCUGCGACAAAAGGCCUCAAACUCAAGAAUGACAUCCCUGACCCUCCCUAUAACUAUAAUGACACUAAGAUAUGGGUUCCUACUAACCCCCGUGGUGCUGAGAGGCUACCCCCAGAUAUAGUCACGCCUGAAUCAGAUUUUUACCUCCGUCGACUGUGGGGUGACCCUAAUGAGGAUUUAACAAUCAAGCAGCGGUAUCUAGUAACAUUUACGGUUGGCUAUGAUCAGAGGAAAAAUAUAGACACUGUGUUGAAGAAGUUCUCAGAUAACUUCUCUAUAAUGCUGUUUCACUACGAUGGCCGGGCCAGCGAAUGGGAAGAGUUUGAAUGGUCCAAGCGAGCCAUUCAUGUGAGCAUCCGGAAACAAACAAAAUGGUGGUACGCCAAGAGAUUUCUUCAUCCUGACAUAGUUGCCCCCUAUGAAUAUAUCUUCAUAUGGGACGAGGAUCUUGGUGUGGAACACUUUGAUUCGGAAAAAUAUCUGGCCGUGGUGAAGAAACAUGGUUUGGAAAUCUCACAGCCUGGGUUAGAGCCAUAUGAAGGGCUCACAUGGGAGAUGACAAAGAAAAGAGACGACACUGAAGUCCACAAGCAUGCUGAGGAGAGGAAUGGGUGGUGCACCGAUCCCAACUUACCCCCUUGUGCAGCAUUUGUGGAGAUUAUGGCUCCUGUUUUCUCCCGCAAGGCAUGGCGCUGUGUGUGGCAGAUGAUUCAGAACGAUUUGGUUCAUGGAUGGGGUCUGGACUUUGCCGUUCGGAAAUGUGUUCAGAACGCACACGAGAAAAUUGGAGUUGUAGAUGCUCAAUGGAUUAUUCAUCAAGGUGUUCCAUCACUUGGGAAUCAAGGACAACCAGAGCGAGGGAAACAACCAUGGGAAGGGGUGAGGGAAAGAUGCAGGAGAGAGUGGACAAUGUUUCAAGACAGAUUGGAUGAUGCUGAAAAAGCUUAUUUUGAAGCAUCUGCUCACAACAAUGCUUCUUCACGGCCUCACGGGUAAUAAGGAAAAUAAUAGUGUUUCACUUCGACUUCCACUCUCUAUGUUUACCUUGUUAAUUUUGUUCUCGGAGCUGUGCUUUGAUUUCGUGUUUAUGGAAGAGAAUAGUCCGGUUGAGAGAAGAUAAUUGUAACCACAUUCAUUAACAUCUGAUUAGUCUUUUUAACUGUUAACUCUUAUUGAUGAUGACAUGAGAAUUCCGGGAGAGAGUAGAGUUAGAGGUCAACAUUUUUCACUUCACUUUUAUCAGAUUUUUACAGUUGAGCAAUGGAAAAAUCUAUUAAAUCAUAUUCUCAAUU